GCCAGAGAUUCGACGCCAAGCACAGCGUCACCUGGUGCAAGGGAUGAGGCUGCAAAUGAAGCAGAGGCGCAGGUGUACAGCGAAAGAUACUAUCAGACUUGUUGAGUUUCUCCAUCCCUUGCUGAUUUUAUUACAGAUUUCUGGCAACUUCUCUCAAAAUUUAAAAAAUCAAAUCAAGGUUCUGCUGCACGAUUUGAACCUGAAACUCAGAAGCACUGAUGCUACCCAUUGUGCCUCAAGGACCAUCCCUUUCAACGUGCAAUUGACAGUCCAACAUUUGAUUCCCAUUUAUAGUGCACAGAAAAGGAUAUACAUACUGCAAGCAAGGAGGGCGGUAAAGAAAAUUGGGAAAAAAAUGAUUCAGGAUCCAAGUUUAUGGAGGAACUUUAAAAUAGGUGGGGUUUUAUAUAAGAUUAUUGUUACACAAAAGAGAGCAUGGAUUGCUGUUGGAAUCUGCUGGCUUGGAUCUAUUCUGAUUGGACUAACUCCAAUGUUCGGCUGGCACAACAGAAGCAAUGGAGAGGUGCAAAAGGAAGAAAUGAAUUCCAGCUACAAAUACAUCAUGUGCAAAUUUACAAAGGUGAUCAGAAUGGACUACAUGGUGUAUUUUAAUUUCUUUGGAUGGGUACUCUUACCACUAGUCAUCAUGUUUUGCCUGUAUGCUGAAGUAUUUUAUAUAAUUAGGAAGCAACUAAACAAGGUGACAAAUCCUACAGACUCAAGGAAAUAUUUUGGGAAGGAGCUUAAACUUGCCAAAUCCCUCGCUUUAGUUUUAUUCCUGUUUGUUGCCUGCUGGAUCCCUUUGCACGCCAUGAACACUGUAUGGUAUUUUUGCCCCCAGUGCAGUAUUCCAAAAACUGCCUUCUAUGUUGGAAUAUUUCUGUCCCAUGUAAAUUCAGCUGUGAAUCCAGUGAUAUAUGCUUUCAGAAUAAAGAAGUUUAGGACAUCAUUUCUUCAAAUUUGGAAUAAGUAUGUUUUAUGUAAAAAAGGAACCUUAAGUAUGUAUAGUUUUGAUGGCCAAAUUGUAAUGGAAAACAAUUUUAAUAGUAGUGUGUGAUUGUACUUUUGAGGAAAAGACUUGCAUAUUUUUUAAUGUAAUGCAAAGAAAAGUUGUAAUAGAGUUCCAUCACAUAACCCUAAUCUAACGGCAUGAACUGUUAUAUUGCAUGAUGCAAGAAAAUUUAGGACAUUUAUGUUGUGAAUUGUACUCAUUUUCUGUUGUAAACGGGAUUUCAAAACAAAGUACGUCAGAUAACAAUAAACACAAUAAAAGCAA
Rhincodon typus (whale shark) is the source of this 1276-nucleotide messenger RNA. Its product is annotated as adenosine receptor A1-like. The record is from RefSeq and is a predicted model, not a curated record. Gene Ontology annotation, molecular function: G protein-coupled adenosine receptor activity. Bases 44 to 1057 code for a protein of 337 amino acids. Gene Ontology annotation, biological process: G protein-coupled adenosine receptor signaling pathway. Lineage: Eukaryota; Metazoa; Chordata; Chondrichthyes; Orectolobiformes; Rhincodontidae. The transcript has 6 exons. Gene Ontology annotation, cellular component: dendrite; membrane; synapse.